Galendromus occidentalis (western predatory mite) is the source of this 1094-nucleotide messenger RNA. RefSeq names its product deubiquitinase OTUD6B. Gene Ontology annotation, biological process: protein deubiquitination. Gene Ontology annotation, molecular function: cysteine-type deubiquitinase activity. The coding region runs from base 99 to 959 and encodes 286 amino acids. Lineage: Eukaryota; Metazoa; Arthropoda; Arachnida; Mesostigmata; Phytoseiidae. The transcript has 5 exons. The record is from RefSeq and is a predicted model, not a curated record.
GUACGCGGAGAAGAUUCGAAUGUCGAGUCGCCGGAAAAGCGCGAGGCUUCCGAAGUUUUCGUAGUUUGAAUGAAACUGGACUUUCCGCAAAAAUAGUCAUGGCUCACGCGCUCGUCGGGAGCCUCGGGAACUUAGAUUUGGAGGAUGUCACCGCUCGCCAAAGGAAGGAACGGAAAGAUCUCCAAGCCAAAAUAAUGCAAUUCAAGAAAGCUGUACCUAAGGGAGAUAAGAAACGCCAGAAAGAAAUGCAGUUGCAAGUAACACAAAUGGAAGCCGAGUUCGAAGAAAAAUGUAAGGCAGAACUCUCAUUGAUGGAAGCAGCUCUACAAACUUCGGGGGCCGGUGAUGACGGAAAGGACCUUACUGCCGAGAGCGAUUCGCCGGUUGCUCACAAAACUUCCAAAGCUGAGAAGAGAAGAGAGAAAAAGAGGCAGGAGAGUCUAGAGCGGCAGCAGAGGAUAGAGGAGCAAGAGGGGAUGAAUGUCAACCUGCCCCGAGCAAUCGAACAGAAAAGCUUGGUGGAGAAACUCAAGAGUGACGGUCUGAAGAUCCACGACAUCGCACCGGACGGGAAUUGUCUCUUCAGCGCAAUCUCGCACCAGCUGAAGAAACACGGUCAGAGCUUGUCGACAACGGAACUCCGGAAGCUGUGCUCCAACCACAUCAGGGAUCACCGGAGUGAAUUCGAGGCGUUCAUCGUCGAAGACGACUUCGACUCGUACUGCGAUAGGAUCGAAAAGGAUCAGGCCUGCUGGGGUGGCCAGAUCGAGCUCCAAGCUCUAAGCAGUGAACUCCAAUCAAAAGUUAUCGUAUAUCAGGCGGACGGACCGAACAUUGUAUUCGGGGAAGACUCGUUCAAGAGUACGAUCACCCUGUCUUUCCACAGACACUUGAUAAAAUCAGGGGAACACUACAACUCUGUUGUAGAGAGAACUGCAUCGGACGACACUAAUGAAUGAUUUCCUCCCCGCUGACGUGGAGAAUUCACCAGAUUAGUCACGCCCUGAUAGAGCGUUGCACGAAGUUGGGAUGCUUGAUCGAAGAAUGACAACAGUUUGUAUUUUCAAUAAAAUACUUCGCAAGGUAUUUAUAUA